Rubroshorea leprosula is the source of this 2115-nucleotide messenger RNA. NCBI's taxonomy places the organism in Eukaryota, Viridiplantae, Streptophyta, Magnoliopsida, Malvales, Dipterocarpaceae. The record is from the annotation of a GenBank genome assembly.
CAAAAACUACAAUUCAUUCCUUGUUGUGGUUUGUCCGUCUGCUGCAGCUUUUAGGAAGCAUGGUUCCCAAUUUGGUACAGCCCGUUCCAUAUACUAACGCAACAGCAUCUCUAAAUGUGAUUAUACCUGAGGUUCUUAAAGAAGAUAAUUAUAAAAGGUGGAGCAUUUUAAUGCGACACUAUUUUGUGGCUCAAGACCUUUGGGAUGUUGUUCUAUCAAGUCAAAUUCCAUGGAGUGAAGAUCCAGGGGACUGGACUAAAAAGAAUGCUUUAGCUCUGCUUGCAAUUAAGAUGUCAUGUGGAGCAGAAACGUUUGAUCAGAUUGAGGAGAUGGAUUCGGCCAGAGAUGCAUGGAAUGCAUUGGCCGAUUUGCAUAAACCACCAAACGUAGACGGCCACAGAGGAAGUGAAACUGAUGCUGCAGGUUUGAUUUCCAGCGCCAACUGGAUCCAGCCAGGAACAAGGAAGGAUACAUACCACUUGUGGUGGCAUGUUUCUAAUGGAGAAAUGAAAAUUGCAAAAUGCUUGGUUCAAAAGAAUGAUAAAUUGCUUACUAUUAGGAACAAGGAAGGAUACAUACCACUUGUGGUGGCAUGUUUCAAUAGGAGGAAGCCUAUGUCAUCCUAUCUGUGCUCCAUAACUCCGUUUGAGUUCUUACUUCCAGAAAAUAGCAAUCAGGGAACCUUGUUCCUCAAAUUUUGUGUACUCAACUUCAUGCUUGGUCUAGGUAAUGUGAAGCUGCCAUCUCUCUCUGAGGGUACGGAUAGUAGACAUAAAGUCUUCAUAACACAAACAGCAUGGGUCAAAGUGAUAGAUAGAAUAUUGGAAGUUGUAAUCAUACCCACUACACUCUGUGCAGGUGCUAGACUGAAGCACAUGUAUGAACUGAAGUUAAGCCAUCUGUAUGCCGAGUCAGUUUUGCGAUACUGGUGCCAGGAAAUAUCAACCUACAGGGAUGCCACACAACUAGUUGAAAGUGGAACAAUCUCAGCAAUCUUCCAAGCAAUCAAGGAUGGCCCAAUCGAAAUUGUGAUUAAGAUCCUUAAAGCAAACCCAGAUUUAAUUUGGUGCAAUAGAAAACUUUCAAGAGAUAUACUCAGCGCUGCAAUCAAAUACCGCCGAGGAAGGAUUUUGGGGUUUGUUUACCGGCUAGAUGCAGGGAAGAAAGCAUUUCUCUCUUUAGGAGAUGAAGAUGGAAACAACACGUUGCACCUAUUAGCCAAGUUACCUGAGUGUCGGCAGUAUAAUAAUCUCCGUCCAAUUGAGAUUAUGGUGCAAGAAACAAAGUGGCUCCGGGAGGUUCGUUUGGCCCUACCAGAAGGGUACACAACCGCCAAAAAUCUUUAUGGUGAAACUCCAGUCCAAGUUUUCGACAGAGAACACCAGAAAUUGAUAAAAGAAGCGGAGGAAUGGAUAAAGAAAACUGCAGAUUCUUACAUUCUCAUACCCGUUUUAAUUGUCACGAUUAUGUUUGCGGCACUUUUCACAGUUCCAGGCGGGAACAAUCAAGAAACCGGCAUCCCCAUAUUAUUGCACAGAAAACUGUUUUCCGGGUUUCUAAUAUGUGAUGCGGUCUCCCUCCUUACUGGAUCAACUUCAAUGCUGGCAUUUCUGGUUUUACUCACAUCAUCCAAUUAUCCUCUCGCAGUUAGAUCCUUGCAUUUGAUGUUGGCUAUUCCCUUACUCAUAAUUUCAAUAAUAACGAUGAUCCUGGCCUUCAUUUUUGCUCUUACGAUUAUGUUGCAAAGGACGUGGGUGGCAGCUACUCUAAUAUUCCUACUUAUACUUCCCAUCUACAUUUUGGUUAACUCGUCAUAUUUCAUCAUUGCUGAUGCUUAUAAAUGGACGUUUCGAUCAGUAAUCUUCUAAGAGAUGGUCAAUGGACAGCACUUAUUGACGCAUCUUCCUUAACGGCUUUUAUGGUGUCAAAUAAUUUGUAUUUUUUGUAAUUUUGUAAUGUCUUCGUUUAUGGUAUCAACCUUUUGUGUGAAAAUAUAUCGUGUUUCACUUUUUUAUUUUCCAGAUUUCGUCUAUUUCGAUUUUCAUUUUCAUUUGGUUUUUCAUUCUUUGUUUGGUUGUAAAGGAAAUGCAAGAAAUAUAAAAUAUGAAAGUUUGU